AAGUAUCUCCCAACUGAAUCCAAUAAUUAAAUUAUAUAAUUUUAAUUUUCCAUGUAUUUAUACUGUUUAAACAUGUUUCAGAUAUAAUUGGGGCUUGCUGGUUGGCCGGAGGGAUCGUUGGCUUCCUUCCACUGUUCGGCUGGUACUCCGACGAGGGCUGGAGAGAAAAGGAGAGGUGCCUGUUCACCAAAGUCAUGGACUAUGACUUCUUGGUGUUCUUGUACUUCUGCACGAUCGUUGGCCCGGCCCUCCUCAUGGCCGCCUUUUAUGCUCACAUCUAUUCCGUUGUGCUCAAGCAACUUCGCCAAAUGGUGACCAUCAACGGAGCUGGAGGAUCGAUGCUGCGGGUGCUGGGAGCGGCGAGGAAGAGGGACGUGAAGGCGACCAAGAACCUCUCCAUCAUCGUCCUCUUCUUCAUCAUCUGCUGGUUCCCGCUCUACACCAUCAACUUCGUCCAGGCCUACUGCCAGAAGUGUUCGGUCAACCCAUCGGUGUUGAACUUCUUCAUCAUAUUGUCGCAUCUCAAUUCCGCCGGCAACCCUCUGCUGUAUGCUUAUCACCUUACAGACUUCAGGGCUGCUCUAAGGACAUUACUAUGUGAAACUAGAGGUAAAGAUACCGCACUUCAGCCAAAGCGCCAUCCGGUGUACAGGAUACCGAAUUCUACUCCAAAGUUACCUCAUAAAAUAUUUGAUCUUGAAACGCCUGAGCAGAAAGCAGAUGAAAGCAGGUACAGGAUUCUGAAAGCAGAAAAUGGCAGCAGGUCAUCAUUAGAUUCCAACAUAGACCUGGAAGUUACGUAUAGAACAUAUGGCCUCGCUCACUCAAGCCCACCCACUCCUACUAAACCUCAAGUUAUUAUUGACCCAACUUAAAUCAGUCUUUUCCAAAAUGGGGCUCCACUUAUAAUAAUUUAUUUUUUAAAAAAGCAGGACUGCCUACUUCAUGAUUUCUGUUUAUCAAACAGUAUAGGGUUGGCAUUCUGUAUACAACCUUCUACGUAAUUGCAUUUCAUAAAUAUGUAGAAAAAAUAUACCAAAUAGCCUUAGAGGAAGACAAAUACAAAAUAUAUAUUUUAAAAGCCAAAGCAAUAUAGAAAUAUUUUAUUAUAUAAACGAUUAGCCAAAAGAAAUUUUAUUUUAACGAGGUUUAUUUAGAUUUUCGAUUCAUAAAUAAGAUAUUUAUGUAAUUUUAUAUUAUCAUAAAAUAAAAAUGAAGAAAAUUAUAUAUUAAGUUAGCAGGUGAAAGUGAGAUUUUAUUAAGCCAAUUGUUUUAUUUUCACUAGAUUAGAUUUUAUAAUGUUAAAACUGUUUCAUUAAGAUAUAAGCCAUUGAAAUCACUACCGGCCUAAAUUGGAUUAUAUUUAUGAAGCAACACACUCAUAUAACUUUGUAUAUAAGCUUAUACUGAUCAUAUUAACAAUGUUUGUGAAUAAAAUGAAUAUUUAGAACCUACUAACAGACAUUUGUAGGUAAUAUUUAAAUUUAAUAAUUAGAUUAAAUAUAAAUGCCCAAUUAACAGUUGCAUAUUAUUCAAAAAUGAUAUGUUAUAUGAAAGACAUAGCUGUAAUUUCUUUCUCUUUACUAUAACCCUUAUGUAUGUUAUAGAAAUUUUCAUUUAAGUUUUGUUAUAUCAUUUAAUAUUAUAUGGCUAUUUCCAUUUCUCAUCAGUUACCCCCAAAAUUUUUUACAAGUUUCGAUCAUUCUUUACUAUAUUUAUAUAUUACUGUAACUGACAGAUACACAAAUCAGGAAAAAGAUAAUUGAUUUAUUUGUUUAUACAUUUUUUCGCUUAUAGUUUUAAUAUAAACAAUUAAAUAACUAAUUCAAGUUCACAUUAUUUUUACUAAUUAAAACAUAAGAUAUACCUCCAUAGUUGUAAAUAGCGAAAUCAGUUAACUUUAUUCAUUACAUUUUUUUUAUAUAACAUUAUUGAAAUAUUCCAUUGUAUUAUUUGAAGUUUAUUAAAAAAAUGUAAUUUAAUAAUUUAAACUUUUAAUUUUGACAUGAGUUGUUUGUCAUAUUAUUUAUUACUAUUUUUUUUUAUUUAUUAUUUAUUUUAAAAAAUCUGUGUUUAUUUGAAUCUACUAAACUUAACACUAUGUUUUUAGAAACUUUUAUAAGUCUGAUUUAUUUUAGUCAUAAUAAUUGUUGUGUUAUUGUCUUACAUGUAGGAUUUUUUUAUUUGUUAGGAAAUUAGAGUGUCUGUGUUUUCUUAUUCAGUUCAUGAAAGUUUAAAAUAUCUGAUAUUCCUAACUUUAUUUCUAAAUUCCUGAAAAAAUUUAGAGAUGUUAACCUAUACAGAUUAAUGGGCAUCUAUAUAAUCAGCCACAUAUCAAAAAAAUAAAUAAAUAAUCAAUGGAUCAAUAUAUUUCUAAUUACUUGGACAAAUUAAAGUAUUGUUAUUCAAACAUUUAAAAACUUGAUUGUUUCUUGAAUGGCAGUUGAUAAAACAUACUUGAUUGAAGAAAAUUUUAUUUAAUAUACAACAGCUUCCUGUUAGUUUCAAAUCUUAAUUAAAAAAUCUUUAUAACCCUGAUCCUCUCUAUCUCAUCCAUAUCUACUUUAUCAGUGUUGAUCUUUUGAAGAGAAAUGAUUAUUGAAUUGGUUCUAAAAAAACUUGAUAAAAAAUAAAAAUAUCAACAAAAAAAAUUCACAAAAUUUCCAUUUUUUUGAUCUGAUUCUCAUUUAAUUGCACUGACCUUAGGUCAAGGUAAUAUAGAUUUAAUCUACUACAAUAGGCAGUAAAAGACUAAAUUGUAAAAAUGAGAUUUCUCAUAUAAAAAUUCCUGUUGAACAAAAUUCUUUAAUUCUCACUUAACUCUUAUGAUUAUUAUUCUUUAAGUGAUCCCAGAUAACUGGUUAUAUCCAUAACAUGUUUGAAAACCUUGAAUUAAAACAUAACACACUUGCCAUACUGUUUUUAAAAUAUGAACAUUAACUUGCCUUCAUUUAUGAUGGUACAUAGGCAAUUAGCUUUUAGAUAGCCCUCGACAUCAAAUUUUAAAAUUAUCAUCUAAAAAGGCUAGAACAGGGGUCUCUAAUCUACUGCCCAUGAAAGUUUCUUUGAUUACAUGGUAAAAUUUAAAAAACUAUUUUAAAAAUAUGAAGUUCAGGAAAUCACUCAAGCAUGAGGUUACUAUGACAUUUAUUCCAUGAGUUGUUUCUCUUAGAAAGCUCAUUUCACAAUUGAAGUGUCAUUUAUAUAACAAGCUUUUUUUUUUUUCAUCACAAGCCAUGGCCCUUAGCCAAGACUUAGCAGAGGUCUCAAUGUGGCCCUCGGGCCAAAACGUUUGGAGACCUCUGGGCUAGAAAUUACUGUCUUGUUGAUAAAUGCACUAGUUAUCAGAUCCUGUAUUCCCUUUUUUCUAGGGUAAACUUGGAAAAUCCUUCCUUACUUCAUGUUGUAGCUACCUUGUGAAGGCGAUUCUAAGUUUAUUAUUAUUUAUGUCCUUUUAUUCUGCAGAAUAUGGUAGUUUAGAGGCUAUAUAUUCACUGUAACUAUCCUAAUAUAAUUACAUGGUAGACUGAAUUUUGAGACCGCUGUUUUAAUACUCUCUUUCAUGGUCUUAUGAAUAGACCCAGCAUCCCUGCUAUGAUGGAACUCUUUCCUGUAAAUUAGAAAAAUAAUUGUUAUUUUUACAAUUAUUUUCUCAUAAUCAAGAAUUGCCAUAUGGUACUUUUGUUUCAACAGUUGUCUGACAGUUCAAAAAAACAGUUUUGCUUCUUACUAUGCAAUAAAUUAUCGUAAAAUUACAAUAAAACGUUAAAGAAUUAAAAAUAAAACUUUCUUAUUUAAUAAUCAGUAUUAAUGCCCCCAUCUAUGUACCUGUCGGUAUUACAUACCUGGAGUAAUUCAUCAAAUCAAAGUGGUUGUGAUAUUUUUAGAAUCACCAAUUUCUUUUCCAUUAAUGAUUUGAUGAAUAAGUUAAUGCCAAGUGUUAAAACAUAAAACAAAAAACAUAGUCAUUAUAUAGUCUUAAUAAUUGUAAUAUUUUACUUAGUGUUAGUUAUAAAUUUGAUUUGAUAUUAACUAAUUGAAUUCUGUGAAUGCUUUUAGUUUAUUAUUUAAGACAUUUUUAUAGAUACUGAACGAUUUAUGUCUUGAAUGUAAAUUAUUGUUGUAUGUGAAUGUACAUUCUAUAUUUUUGUAAAUAGAUAUUUCAUUAUUGUUAGUUUAUUAAGGUGUUCUAACAAUAUGUAAAUAGAUGGACGUAAUUAUAGUUAGAAAGAGGAUAACUGAGGAACUAUCUAUCGAUUGCUGUUUGCCAUAAAAAAAAAAUUUGUUUUUAUAAAACUGAUUAUGAUUGGUUAAAUGUGUAUUUGCUUGUACAGCUUUUUACUGAACAUUUUGUAAUUUUUUAUUUUUAUUAUUAUAUUUUAUGCUUAUGACAUAAAUGUAAUGUAAAAAAGUUAAUAUAAUAAUGCUAAUGUUAAAGUAUUAAUUCACAUUCCUGUUAAUAAAAUUAUUUUUAAACUGUCAUUUACUGUCACUAGUCAAAAUAAAGUAUUUCUAAAUGUAAAA
Molecule: messenger RNA, 4524 nt
Organism: Nezara viridula (southern green stink bug)
Lineage: Eukaryota; Metazoa; Arthropoda; Insecta; Hemiptera; Pentatomidae
Source: the annotation of a GenBank genome assembly